AUGACCGGGCUAGUUGGAUUGACAGGGCGCCAGCCGCCUUCGUCCAUCCUCGCUCCUGGCAAGGAUACCAGGGAGCCUCUCGAGACGGCAAUUGAACCGGAUAACACCCAGGCCAUGAGCCCGCGGAUGACGAGCGAGGAAGUCGAAGCGUUGAAGCGUGAAAUGCAUACUGAGCUGCACCGGCAUGCGAAAGUUUUGCAGGACUCGCUACUCCUCAUCUUUAACCGCAUUGAUAAACUUAGGAAUAAACUUAGAAAGCAAGUUUAUAAUUUAAUAUAUUUCUCUAGUUAG
Fusarium venenatum is the source of this 291-nucleotide messenger RNA. NCBI's taxonomy places the organism in Eukaryota, Fungi, Ascomycota, Sordariomycetes, Hypocreales, Nectriaceae. The record is from RefSeq and is a predicted model, not a curated record.